AUGAGACGAUCCUUUCGCGAUAACUGGGACGCCUCUCGAGAUGAUCGUCGCCAGCGGUUGCACUUUUCAUCGGGUGGCCAUGGAUCUGACCGUCAUGAUAGACGCAGGAAAAUAAAUUAUGAUUUCUAUUGUUCCGACAGUGAAGACGAGAGAGAUCGUGGGGGGCGGCGGCACCACGACCGUCGAAAAGAUCGCCACGAUCGCCGUCCGUACGAGGAUUUAAAACAAGAAGGGCGAAAGGAUCGCAGGCACCGCGUUGAUUCUCAUUCCUUCGUUGACGACAGCCAUCAUCGCCAAGGGCGAAAGCGAUCCCGGGGGUAUGGUGGCAAUGAAAGGGAACGAUCUGGUUCCGAGUUGGAUUCCAAUAGUGGGGACGAUAACUACCAUCGUUCUUCCAACCCCAACCGACACCCCCGACGUCACCCCAAAGAUAAGGUCCCACACAAGUCUCACUGGAGAAAUGAGCGAGGCAAAGAAAACGAGGAUGAUAAUAUGGGGCGUCGGUCGCGUUUUCGGCGUGAAGGAAGUCCAGGGGAUCGUGAGGGGACGUCAGGGCAACGACCCCCCCGGGAACAACCCCUCCAAGGAGUCCCUGUCGAAGAUAGAGGGUGGCGAAAUGCCCCACCACACGGCAUCUCCUCGGGAAAAGGAAAUCGAUUCCCCAGCCUCGAGCGAACGAACCUCGAUCGGGUUGAACCCUCCCUUCUCUCCAGAAGGCGACCUCCUCCUUAUGGUGACGUCGUCAUCUGCGGCCGAGCCCCUGCCCUUCCGAAUGAGGAAGAUCCCGGUAGUUUGACCUCUCCACUCGACUCCACCCCUUCCAGCUCCUCCCCUCGUGGCCUCCAGGUGGAAGAGGAGGAUCCAACCCCUGGGAUGAGCUCCGGGCCGCCACGAUCUCUCACGCAAAUCAUCCUUUACGGUGUGGAUCUUUCCGUUACGCCGGAUCACCUCUGUUCGAUGCUCGGGCAGCUCAUGGGGGGGGAACUCCCGUGGAAGGUGCGGCGCCCCGCGCAGGAAAUCGCCUCCGUGGUGCGAUUUUCCUCCACUCAUCCAAAGGAAAGAGCUUGGGAAGGUACGGCGGCCGUGUUAUCGGCGGAUGGGUUCUCCCCGGAAGGCUAUCUCGAUUCCUCCCCGGUGUUCAGCACGGGCAACCCUCACAAUCUCCCAGGAGAUGUCAACAACGGGGAAGGUAUAUUAGCGGACUCCCAACCCGAGGGCCCGGUUAAUCCACUGCCCGGAGGGGAUUUACUCGUUGGAGACGCCACCACGGAGGGGGGUGUUUUGGAAAGUAAGGUCGUGGAAACGGCGCCGGUGAUUUCACCUAUUCUUCCGAACACCGACUACAACUCGGUGCUCCAUCGUCAAGGGCUGCACGAUGUGAACGGACCGGGUGGGGUGGUGGUGUUGGAAUUUGCCAAAGGAAGUGCCGCCCUGAUGGCAGCAAGGUUACUGAACGGCGCAUCUAUCAAUGGCCGCCGCAUCACGGCUUCCUUACAUUAG
Messenger RNA from Phytomonas sp. EM1, 1500 nucleotides. The record is from the annotation of a GenBank genome assembly. NCBI's taxonomy places the organism in Eukaryota, Euglenozoa, Kinetoplastea, Trypanosomatida, Trypanosomatidae.